CUCGCAGUAAAGGCUCGUGAUUACUAGCCAGGUUUCGUGAUUGAGUAAGCACAUUAAACUAGUAAGCUGAGUUUUCUUGGAUGGAAGCUGGAAAUGCUAUCAUACUGUGAACGCGGUAAUAAUUUGUCAAUGUGUUGGGGACUCCGUAAUAUAUAUACCGAAGAGGACUCAACAGCUUUGUAGCUUUCAGUUCUUACCGAGUUCAGAAGCCAAAAUGACCUGGAAAUCCAAUCCGCUAUUGGUGAUCUGCCUGUUUGCUCUUACUAUCAGCUUGAAUGAUGCGCAGGAUCAAUCAGGUUCAAUUCUUUCAUUAAAAUCUCUUGUUAACUAGCUAAUUGUUUCUAAUCAUAAAAAUUCAUUUGUCUAGUGAUUUUGGCUUCAUUUUGUUGGUGUAAUAUACAUCUUCCGCCAUUGUAUUUUACUUCUCUCACGCAGGCUUCAUAAGCAUAGAUUGUGGUUUGCCUCCUGAAACAUCUGUCAAUUAUACAGAUGAAACCACACAUAUUUAUUACGUCAUGGAUGAAAAUUACAUAGACACCGGCAUCAAUGAGAAUGUAGCAGGUGAUCAUAUAAACAAUUCUAUUCCCCGGCACCUAUGGACCGUUCGAAGUUUUCCAAACGGUACAAGGAAUUGCUACAACCUCAGCCCACCACAACGCAUGGGUGCAAGAUAUUUAAUCAGGGCAACCUUUAUGUACGGAAACUACGAUGGCCUGAAUCACACAACAAAAUUCGAUCUUUAUUUAGGGGUUGACUUGUGGGACGCUGUAGAAGUGAAUGAUUCAGCUUCAGUUGUUGUCAAGGAGCUCAUCCAUGUCCCUUCAUCAGAUUAUCUGUAUGUGUGUCUGAUCAACAGGGGCGCUGGAACUCCUUUUAUCUCCGCACUGGAGCUUCGGCCGUUGGCUCAAGAUAUUUAUCCCGCUGAUAAUCCCGGUGACUCGCUUUUGUGUUUUAGUCGCUGGAAUUUCGCACCGGCAGACGUCAAUGGAAAAAUCAGGUACCCGGACGACAUUUACGAUAGGAUAUGGCAGCCGAAAACCAUGCCUGACUUGACCGGAUUAUACACCACACUCAACAUGACACGCACAGACAAAUACUUCCCCCCGCAGCCGGUGAUGAAAACCGCUAUAACGCCGCUAAAUGCUAGUCAAUCCGUGGACUUUGAAUGGAAAUCCCCUGACCCAAACGUACAGUUUUAUGUCUACAUGCAUUUUGCAGAAGUUGAAAUCCUGCAGAGCAAUGAAUCCAGAGCAUUUUAUGUUCACCUGGAUGAUGAAAUAUGGUCGGACUCUGACACUAACCAACCUUUUGUUCCUAGAUAUUUGCAAGUAAUGUCCAUGGAACCCCUAAUAGGGAAAAACAAAGCCAGAUUUAAUUAUUCAAUAGUAAAAGCAGAGAAUUCAACGCUGCCACCCAUCAUUAACGCUUUGGAGGUUUACUCUGAGGUGCGGUUCGUGCACUCUCAGACAGAUGACAAUGAUGUAAGGGCAAUGGUUAAUAUCAAAUCAAGAUAUAAAGUGAACAAAAAUUGGCAAGGGGACCCUUGUAUGCCCAAAGAGUUCAGGUGGGACGGCCUUGAUUGCCUCGAGAAUACUAGUAUUCCUCCUCGGAUCACAUCACUGAAUUUGUCCUGGAGUGGAUUGACAGGGAACGUGCCUUCUGAUGUGUCCAAUCUAAAUUUCCUUGAGAACCUGGAUUUGUCAAAUAAUGCUUUGAAUGGAGUUGUACCAGAAUUUCUUGCCGAGUUGCCACAAUUGAAGUUCUUGAACUUAUCAGGAAACAAGUUCACAGGCUCAAUUCCACAAAAACUACUUGACAAGGCAAGCAGUGGUCUGCAGUUAAGAGCUGAUGGAUAUGAUUCAUAUGCAUGUGAAGGGGAUCAGUGUAAUAGCAAGAAAUCAAAGAAGUUUGUAGUUCCACUUGUUGUCUCACUCACGCUUAUUUUGUCCUUGGUUGUCUUAGCUAGCUUAAUUGUGACCCUAAAGAAAAGAAGGACAAAAAGAUCAGUCAUAAAGUUGGGAGCAAACAGAAAAGAUAGUUUUUUGGAGCCGAAAAGCAUGCAGUUUAGCUACCGGGAUAUCUUAAAGAUGACAAACGAUUUUGAGAGGAUUCUGGGAAAAGGAGGUUUCGGAACUGUCUACCACGGGCUCACAGGAGAUGGCAAACAAGUAGCCGUCAAGUUACUCUCCCCGUCUUCUACACAGGGAUACUAUGAGUUUCAGAGAGAGGCCGAGCUACUGACGAGGGUCCAUCAUCGCAAUUUAACCAGUCUUGUUGGGUAUUGCUAUGAAGAUGGCCACAUGGCCCUCGUAUACGAAUUCAUGGCUAAAGGCAACUUGAAAGAACAUCUUUCAGGAAGCAAUGGCAACGUCUUGAGUUGGUCGGAAAGGCUUCAGAUUUUGCUGGAUGCAGCACAAGGAUUGGAUUAUUUACACAAUGGCUGCAAACCUCCAAUUGUACACAGAGAUGUGAAGUCCACCAAUAUCUUAUUGACCAAAAACUUUGAGGCCAAAUUAGCUGAUUUCGGACUAUCUAGAGCAUUUGCCGUUGAUGACGUCUCUUCUGUGUCAACCAGAGUUGUUGGAACACUAGGAUACCUUGAUCCUGAGUACUAUGAGACAAAUAGACUGCAUGAGAAAAGCGAUGUAUACAGCCUUGGGGUUGUUAUGUUAGAGGUAAUCACAGGGAGGCCGGCGAUCGUUGGGAUGGUAGAGAAGCGAAACAUAGUACAGUGGGUUACUUAUUUGGUGGCCACAGGGGAUAUUGCGAGCAUUGUGGAUCCGAAGUUGAAGAGAAUGUAUGACGUGAACUCGGCAUGGAAAGCCUUGGAAGUAGCCAUGGCCUGCACCUCUUAUUCCUCUGCCAAAAGACCAACCAUGGCUCAGGUAAUAACAGAGUUAAAAGAUUGCCUGGAUGCACAGAAAGUAUGCUCAGAAGGGCAAGAUACACAUCAGAGCUUUCUACUUGAAGUCAACCCCCAGAUUCUGGAAAUUGAAAUCGGGCCUAGGUGAAUUAUUUUCAGGGGGAAAAAAUCAUAGGAUUUUGUUUAUUUUAUCUUCUCCAUGACUUUCUGGAUGGCUUUUAAUACUAUAUGAAAUAAAUGCUGUCUGUCGUCAAUGUCUGUACUAACUAUAUCACCAUUCCAAUAAAAUCGAUUGAUGGCACACAGCACGGAUAGGGUUUCAAUUUUGAUUUCAUCUUCGAUGUAUAAUGCCGAUUUUUAAACAUAAGAAUCAAAUAAAAU
This is a messenger RNA of Oldenlandia corymbosa var. corymbosa, 3244 nucleotides long. The record is from the annotation of a GenBank genome assembly. Lineage: Eukaryota; Viridiplantae; Streptophyta; Magnoliopsida; Gentianales; Rubiaceae.